Molecule: messenger RNA, 2149 nt
Organism: Hydractinia symbiolongicarpus
Lineage: Eukaryota; Metazoa; Cnidaria; Hydrozoa; Anthoathecata; Hydractiniidae
Product: tyrosyl-DNA phosphodiesterase 2-like
Exons: 9
Coding region: 121-867 (248 amino acids)
Biological process (GO): double-strand break repair
Cellular component (GO): cytoplasm; PML body
Molecular function (GO): 5'-tyrosyl-DNA phosphodiesterase activity; single-stranded DNA binding
Source: RefSeq, a predicted model, not a curated record
AACAAUUGCUGUUAGCGAAGUAAUAAAUAACAGUUUGGCAGAUGUAAUAAUGCUUCAAGAAGUUGUUGAUGAAAGUUUGACUGUCCUUCAAGCUCUCUGUCCUAGUGUAAAAAAUAAAUCAUGAUGGAUAUCCCUCCGAUUCAUGUUUGCAAUGCUUUGUCAGAAAAGAAUGAAGUUUUGCAGCAAAAGUAUUCUAAAUUGACAAGAAAAUACAAAGAGUUGGAGAAACAGAUGUUAGAUGUACAAGAAAAAUUUACAAGAUUGCAAAUUGAGAAAGAAUAUAGCAGUAUAAGUGCACCACCCAACCUGCGGAAACCUGUUCGUUUAAAACCGGAGCCUUCACCAGUGAAAGACAGAAAAGAUGUCACUGUUGAAAAGUUGCUGGUAACACAUAAUAACUUGCUCAGACAGUUUGAGAAAGAAACAAAACAAAAUAACAAUAACCUAAAAAAGAUACGAAAAUUGGAGGAAGAAAACAAGAAACUACAAAAUAAUCUUUUCAAUGGCAACCAGCAAGUUGAUUUCUUAACAAAGCAAUUGUCAGACAAAGAGGAACAGCUACAAAUAGCAGUCUCACAAGUUAAAGAAAAAAGAAAAGAACCUGAUAAUUUAUCAAGCCUAAAAAAACAGAAUCAGAAACUUGAAUUCCAAAACAGAAAACUAAAAGAUGAGCUAAAAGGUUUAGACAAUAGUUUCUUUGAAGAAAUAGAAGAUUUGAAAUAUGCUCUUCAACAAUCAGCCAAACUCAACACAGAGUAUGAAAAAGCAAUUAAGCGUCUAUGUAAACAAUUUGGAGUGAAUUAUGAUUCAACAUUCGCAUUCUUACCAAAUAGAAAAAAAAGAACAAGUAGUACUAUGCGAAAGUAAUGUUGUUGUGUUUGAGUGGUUGACAAUUUUUUCGUCAGUAUGUUAAGUCCUUGAAAGUUUAUUCAUUGUCAAGUAUCUUGUUUAGAGUUUUGCUAGUUAUGUCUGUACUUUAGUCCAGAAAAAAAUAUUGUGCAGGGCUCUGGUCAACUAACCAGACAAUCAAAUCAAAAAAAUGCUUAUCAAGAACAAUACAACUUUAAAAUACCAGCUUUUCUAAUUCCAAGGCGAAUGUGUGUUAACAAAAAUUCUAUAUUCACAUUGUCAAAUAUUCAUGAAAAUGUUUUUGUUUUUUUUACGCUGAAUGUAAAUUUUACUAAAGUGUUGCUCUUAUUUGUUUUCUGAAUUUAACUAUUGUUUUUUGUGCAUCACAAAAUAUAAAUUACUGAAGUAAAAUACAAGUUUGUCAAUGUGAAACAGACAAAUGGCAAAUAAAUUGAAUUGAAUUAGAAGAUCUCCAUACUCCAUUAUUUACAAAAUAAUAGCUGCAUCCUGUAUUUUCUAUUAAAAAUAUCAGGACCAUGAAUGAACUCAUAUCUUAAUAAAUUAUGUGAGUAUGUUAGUGUAAUAAAUUAUAAUCAAGUAAGUGCUGGAACUUUGUAUGUAAGACAAAGCAUUUUCUUUAUCAAGUCUUAUCAAACUGAUAUAUUAUAAAGCAGACAGAGUAAUAAGAAUAAUGAAAAGCAUUUUACUUUCAGGUUAUUUUUCUUAUUUAAAGGUAUACAAGGUCUAUAUUACCAGUGCUUUGAAUUCGAAACUAAAAUCAAAUAAAAAACUACAAGUUCUGUGUUUGUUUACAUUGUAUAUGUGACAUGGUUUGCGAUUAUCAACCGUUUGGGUUUUAAGUUUAUUUGACAUAUUAACGGCGUUAAAAUAUGCGUUAUAACGCUGAGGUUUAUUAAUGUAAAAAAUGUAACGGCGUUAAAAUUUCUCUUGCUUCUUUAAACUGAUUAGCUGUUCAAUAGCAGCGUUAUAAGGUGUUAAUAACGGUGUUAUGCAUUUCUUGAAAAAUAUUAUUUGUUGUCUGUACAGCAACAGUGCAAAACCAUGUAGCACAAGCUCACAAACAUGAAUUGCCAAUCCAUGUUUAAUUUAUAUUUUUAUUAAAACGUUUGAAAUAUUUUUAACCUUUUUUUUUAAUUUUCAGUUUUCAAGUUAAAAAUAUUUUGUUUACAUUUAUAAUUUUUAUUUUAUUUUAUGAUGUUAAUUUUUAUGUUAAUAUGUAAGAUAUAAAUAUAUAUUAAAUAUAUAUUUAUAAUUUUAUAGUCUCUUGAUAUUAUGGCCA